CUCCAGGCUCCAGGACUAUCGCGCUCACUGUGUUCCGAGGAUGGCAUCGGCCAAUGUCGUCUUUCAGGACUAUCUGUGCCGUAGCGCAGAUGGCUGGGGCCCCGCCUCGCCGGCCGACUUCAGGUUCAGUCUGUGUUUCGAGGAUGGAGUGGUAUCCCUCGUACCACUGAUCGUCAUCUACUUCUUCGGCGGUAUAGAGCUCUACAAGCUGAGGAAUGCCACUCGUCAAAGCCAGACGGCAGGUUUCCGGGCCAGCGGGCUGCCGUUCCUCAAGCUGGCUGCCUAUAUCAUUAUCUGCGUCGGCCAGCUGGCGUACACCGUCGUGGUAGCCACAGAGUCAUCGGGCGACAGAUGGAUCAAGUUCAUCGUGUCCCUGCUGACGCUAGCAGGCUUUGCGAUGUCGAUGCCGUUAUCGUUUCGCAACCACAUGACUCAGCGUCGAUCGAGCACUGCCAUCCUCUUCUUCCUGCUCCUGCAGCUGGUCGUCAACCUCAUCAAGCUUCGUACUACCAUCACCACCCUCUCCUACCGCCACCACCUCGGCUCGUUCAUCUUGUUCUGCAUCCUCUUCGGCCUCGAGACUGCUCUCUUCGUGAUGGAGUGCUUUGGACCGGAGAGCAAUCGCAAGGGUGGCUAUAUCAAGCUCGCAGAGGAUGGCGAGGAGCAGUAUGAGGCGCCCGUUGUCACCUCCAACAUCUUCGCUCGGCUCACCUUCUCCUGGAUGACUCCACUCAUGCGACUGGGCGUCCAGAAAAACCUCGCUGAGGAGGACCUUUGGAAUCUACCGAGGGCGGAUCAGGCAGAUGCUCUCGGCGCUCGUCUACGGAAAUUCUGGGAUGAGCAGCUGGCGUACCGAGAGAAGCCCUCUCUGGUCAUCGCGCUCGCCAAAGCCUACGGGGCGCCCUUCUUCUAUGCCGCAAUUUUCAAGGCCUUCCAGGACAUGCUGGCCUUUGUUCAACCUCAAUUACUCAGACGGCUACUCUCAUUCGUCGAGACAUACCGAAGCGAUCAUCCAGAGCCAGAAUAUAAAGGCUACGUCAUCGCGAUUGGCUUCUUCGUCUGUGCCGUGGUGCAGACGGCUUUCCUGCAUCAGUACUUCCAGAACUGCUUCGAGACAGGAAUGCGCGUCAGGACCGGCCUGAUCACCUUUAUUUAUGACAAGUCCCUCGUCCUUUCGAAUGAAGCCAAAACCGACACCACGACGGGCGACAUUGUGAACCGCAUGUCAGUCGAUGCCAGCAGACUGCAAGACGUAAUGACGUAUGGUCAGAUUGCUUGGUCUGGUAUCUUCCAAAUCUGUCUUGCCUUUGUUUCACUUUACAACCUACUGGGCUACUAUGGCUUGGUCGGCGUAGGCGUGAUGAUCCUGUCGAUGCCUGCCAACGCCAUCGUGGCUCGCUACAUGACUAGAAUGCAGCGUCGACAGAUGAAGAACAAGGAUCAGCGAACGCGCAUGAUGAACGAGAUUCUCAACAAUAUCCGUUCGAUCAAGUUGUACUCGUGGGAAGGCGCAUUCGCGCAGCGCCUCUUCGCUAUCCGCAAUGACAAGGAGCUUGCCCUCUUGCGCAAGAUGGGAUAUCUCAGCGCGUGCAGCACUGGGUUGUGGAAUCUGACUCCCUUUCUCGUCUCAGCCUUGACAUUCACAUUGUACGCGACGACUACUGGCAAGCCCCUAACAAGCGAUAUCAUCUUCCCAGCGAUAUCACUCUUUCAGCUCAUCUCGUUUCCUCUCUCGUCAUUGCCCGUCGUCUUCACAUCCUGGGUGGAAGCAUAUGUCGCAGUUGGGCGUCUGACUACCUUUCUGUCGAGUAAGGAACUUCAGAAAGAUGCGACCGAGAUCGAGGAAGUGCGAGGCAAACUGAGAGCUGGCGAUGAGCUCGUAUCGAUCAGGCAAGGUGAAUUCUCCUGGUCUGCAUCUGCGCAAAACAGCUCUACCCUACACGACAUCAACUUAUCACUCAAGAAAGGCGAGCUCAUCACGAUCGUCGGACGCGUUGGCAGCGGCAAGUCUUCGCUGCUGUCUGCAAUAUUAGGAGAAAUGACUCGUUUGGACGGCAAGGUCAAGGUAAGAGGGAAAGUUGCCUAUGCGGCCCAGCAACCGUGGAUCAUGGGCGGCACCGUUAAGACCAACAUCACGUUUGGUCAUCGUUUUGAGCAGGACUUUUACGAUCAGGUGCUGGACGCAUGUGCGCUACGCGAGGAUCUUGCCAUUCUGCCGGACGGUGAUGAGACCGAAGUCGGUGAGAAGGGGAUCUCUCUGUCGGGCGGACAGAAAGCGCGCCUUGCCCUCGCGCGUGCAGUGUAUUCGAGGCCGGACAUAAUUCUGCUUGACGAUCCGCUGUCAGCGGUUGACGCGCACGUUGCAGCACAUCUGUUCGAGCGUGUGCUGGGCCCAAGCGGCCUGCUCGCUUCCAAAGCCCGCCUACUUGCGACCAAUGCUAUCUUUGUGCUUGACAAAGCUGACGAGAUCAUCAUGCUCCGCGGCGGCAUUGUCGUCGAACGAGGCUCUUAUGGCGACGUUCAAAAGGCCAAGGGGGAGAUUUACACCCUAAUACAAGAUCAUGGCAAGCACAAAUCUACCGACGACACGGACGAAGCCGAGACUACUCCGGCAUUCGAAGAAGAAGCGAUUUCCGCUGAAGAAGAUCUCGAAAAACCGAACGGGAUGCCUAAUGGCCAUCAUCGCCGCGUCAGCUCGGCCAUCGUCCGCAAAUCGUCAAUGGUCUCGCUUCGAGAGUCGAAGAAAGAAUCGGUCAAUAUGAGCAAACGGUCCGCCAAGAUCAAAGAGACUGUCGAACAAGGAUCCGUCAAGAUUGACGUCUACAAAGAAUAUAUAAAGGCAAAUGGGGCCUUUGGCGUCUUUUGCUAUCUAUCUACGAUUGUCUUGCAACAACUCCUAGCAAUCGUAACGAAUUAUUGGCUCAAGGAUUGGAGCCAGCAUAAUAACGAGACAGGUACAAAUGGCAAUCUAUCGUAUUGGCUGGGCGUAUACUAUGCUCUCGGCCUGCUUACGACGCUGACCUACACGAUCAAUGGCGUCUUGCUUUACGCCCUUUGCGUGGUCAGGAGCGCACGAAAGAUGCACGACUCCAUGUACGAAGCCGUCAUUCGAUCGCCCAUGCUGUUCUUCGAGACGACGCCUAUUGGCACUGUGCUCAAUCGGUUCAGUCGGGACGUUGCAGUAUGCGAUGAGAUCCUCGCGCGCGUGUUUGGCGGCUUUUUCAGGACUCUCGCUUCAGUCAUUGGUGUCAUAGUGGUCAUAUCGACAUCGGCGCCUCUAUUUCUCGUCGUCGUCAUCCCGCUCUUAUUCGCUUAUAAGCGUAUUCAGUCGUACUACUUGGCGACCUCCCGUGCACUCAAGCGACUCGAUGCAACAAGCAAAUCCCCCAUCUUUGCUUCCUUCUCAGAGACGCUCACUGGCCUGACUACGAUCCGGGCGUAUCGUCAGCAGAAGCGUUUCUCAGCAGAAAAUGAGGGCAAAGUCGAUCGUAACCAACGGGCGUAUUUCCCAUCAGUGUCUUGCAAUCGUUGGCUAGCGGUCAGGCUCGAGUUCAUCGGCAGCAUCAUCAUUUUUGCUGCUGCUCUGCUGUCAGUCUUUGGUCUCGUGCGAUCUAAGACUCUGGACGCAGGCUUGGUUGGCCUUAUGAUGACCUACGCUCUGUCCACGACCCAGGCGCUCAAUUGGAUCGUUCGUUCAGCUACAGAAGUCGAGACGAACAUUGUCUCGAUCGAGCGUAUGCAAGAAUAUAUCAGCUUACCGCCUGAAGCACCAGAAGUCAUAUCUGACAACAGGCCACCGGCUGAUUGGCCCAGCAAGGGCGCAAUCGAAUUCGUCGAUUACGCUACGCGCUAUCGAGCAGGGUUUGACCUGAUCCUGAAGGACAUCAAUUUCAAGAUCAAGCCUGGAGAGCGAGUCGGCGUCUGCGGGCGUACCGGUGCUGGCAAGUCGUCACUACUCAACUGUCUUUUCCGCAUUAUAGAACCAGCUGCGGGCAAGAUACUCAUCGAUGAUGUCGACAUCUCUCAAAUAGGUUUACACGACCUCAGAUCGCGACUCAGUAUUAUUCCGCAGGACUCGCAAUGUUUCGAGGGUACCAUGCGAGAUAACCUCGAUCCAACCCGAGAAGCCACAGACACGCAACUCUGGCGAGCCCUUGAGAACACGCGACUGAAAACGCACGUCCAGACCAUGGAGGGCGGGCUCGAUGCUCACGUAGACGAGGGCGGGUCAAAUCUCUCGUCUGGACAGCGACAGCUUAUGUGUCUCUGUCGAGCACUGCUCCGGAGCACUCAGAUUCUCGUCAUGGACGAAGCGACAGCGAAUCUAGACAUCCAGACCGAUUCAGAAGUUCAAGAUAUCUUGAAGCAAGAAUUCAAGGGUGUCACUGUGCUCACGAUUGCGCACCGGCUCAACACCAUCAUGGACUCGGACCGCAUAAUCGUUAUGGACAAAGGCCGGGUCGCCGAGUUCGAUUCGCCUAGCAACCUGCUCGCCAAAGCGGACAGUAUUUUUGCAUCGCUCGCUAGAGGUGCCGGUGUUGUUUAAACUAGUGAAAUUCCUGCGUAGAUGCAUCACAGCGUUUGUUUCAUUGCGUC
Molecule: messenger RNA, 4596 nt
Organism: Mixia osmundae IAM 14324
Lineage: Eukaryota; Fungi; Basidiomycota; Mixiomycetes; Mixiales; Mixiaceae
Exons: 9
Coding region: 41-4546 (1501 amino acids)
Biological process (GO): transmembrane transport
Cellular component (GO): membrane
Molecular function (GO): ATP hydrolysis activity; ATP binding; ABC-type transporter activity
Source: RefSeq, a predicted model, not a curated record